This is a messenger RNA of Phytophthora infestans T30-4, 1332 nucleotides long. RefSeq lists its product as uncharacterized. Gene Ontology annotation, cellular component: nucleus. NCBI's taxonomy places the organism in Eukaryota, Oomycota, Peronosporomycetes, Peronosporales, Peronosporaceae. The coding region runs from base 1 to 1332 and encodes 443 amino acids. Gene Ontology annotation, molecular function: protein binding; DNA binding. The transcript has 2 exons. Gene Ontology annotation, biological process: regulation of DNA damage checkpoint. The record is from RefSeq and is a predicted model, not a curated record.
AUGACGGCAAACGCCAGGUUCCUGCAAGAGUUAGGGAUGACCUCCACCCAAUUGGAAAUAACAAGGCAACUGCAACAAGACCGAACUCCCGAAACAAAACCAACUAAAAGACACUUAAAGCCGAAAUCUUUGCCGGAAGAGGUUCCCGUGCGGAGAUCUAGUCGUCUUCGUGGUGAAGCUGCUCCAGGGCCACAAAAACCUUUGAUAGUAAAGGAAGAUGAACGUAACGGAUUCGAUGAACUUGGAUCACUCGAAAUGGAAGCUUCAUUUGCCGAGUCCAAUGUGCUGCAAUACUUUGUCAAUGGAAACCACGAUAACCGAAGGACACCGCCGUCUUCGUCGCAGGACUGCAAUGGUCAGGAGCUGGUGGGAUUCGCAGUAGACUCAAAAUCCUAUCUAAUCGACCGCAGUAUCAAGAAGACGUACGAUAUCUCCUUCACCUCUUUUCAAGAGAACGGCCUCGUUGCGACGGGCGGUCACGGAGGUCUCGUGUCAGUUUUUGCGCUCUCAAAUUCCUACCAUCAACCGGAAAUUGUCGACGGAUUUGUGGAUGAUCCUGGUGCACAUAUCCCACUCAUGUCAUUCAAAGCGCACAGCGGGUGGCUUUGGGACUUGAAUCACAGCUCCGAAAUGCUGAAAACUCCCAAGGAGAUUUUUUCCAACUCAAGUCUACACACCAAGGGCAUCUUCGGUAUGGAUGUCUGUGACGAUUCCGUUUUGACGUGCUCAAAAGACACUUCGAUUGCGCUUUCACAAUUCCGCGGCGAUACGGGUCUGCUCGAGGUGAAGCAGCGGUUUGAUGAUCACGCUGGCGUCGUUAAAUGUGUGCGGUUUGCUAAGUGCAACCCUCAAAUUUUUGCAUCAGGUGGCAACGAUCGAGAACUACAUGUAUUUGACACACGAGUAGCUGCGAACCCCAGCGUUGUGACAGUUGGUGGCAUGCAUUCCCGAGCGAUCAACAGUGUUCAAUUCCAUCCGACGGAUGACAACCUGUUGCUGUCGGCAGGGUUUGACUCAAACUUCUUUAUGUUCGACUUGCGUAAUACGUCCACCCCAAUGUGUACGUUCCGUCAGCUCAACGACACCAACAAGGCGAUUUUCCACCCAAUUUUCGUCCGGAAUGGUCUAGGAAUUGUGGCAGCACGAGGACACGAUCUGUCGUUAUACAGAACAAGCGACGGUGUAGUGGUUAGUCGCGGCCAUGUUGAUGACGCUGCAACCUGCAUUGCUGCAGAUCCAUUUCAUGACCGAAUUGCGAUUGCUCAAAGCGGCAAACUUCAAUUUGCAGACGCAAAAUGGGAGAGCAAGACGAUGCAAACCCGUUGCCUAUAG